This is a messenger RNA of Liolophura sinensis, 954 nucleotides long. Its product is annotated as balbiani ring protein 2-like. The record is from RefSeq and is a predicted model, not a curated record. NCBI's taxonomy places the organism in Eukaryota, Metazoa, Mollusca, Polyplacophora, Chitonida, Chitonidae.
AUGGGAGCUAACGACACACUGCACUCACUACACAAGCAAGAGGUUAAACCCUCAAAACACUCACUACCCAAGCAAGAGCAUGAGGCUACACCCUCAAAACACUCACUACCCAAGCGAGAGGCGAAACCGUCAAAACAAUCACUACCCAAGCGACAGGCUAAACCCUCAAAACAAUCAAUUCCCAAGCAAGACACUAAAACCAUUCAAACACUCACUCCUCAACAAGAGGCUAAACCCUCAAAACACUUACUACUCAAGCAAGAGGUUAAACCUUCAAAACACUUACUACCAAAACAAGAGGCUAAAACAUCAAAACACUUACUACCCAAACAAGAGGCUAAACCCUCAAAACAUUCACUACCCAAGCAAAAGGCUAAACCCUCAAAACACUCACUACCCAAGCGAGAGGCUAAGCCCUCAAAACACUUACUACCCAAGUAAGAGGCUAAACUCGCAAAACACUCACUACCCAAGCAAGAGGUUAAACCUUCAGAACACUUACUACCAAAACAAGAGGCUAAAACAUCAAAACACUUACUACCCAAGCAAGAGGCUAAACCCUCAAAACACUCACUACCCAAGCAAGAGGCUAAACCCUCAAAACACUCACUACCCAAGCAAGAGGCUAAACCCUCAAAACACUUACUACUCAAGCAAGAGGCUAAACCCUCAAAACACUCACUACCCAAGCAAGAGGCUAAACCCUCAAAACACUCACUACCCAAGCAAGAGGCUAAACCCUCAAAACACUCACUGCCCAAGCAAGAGGCUAAACUCUCAAAACACUCACUAUCCAAGCAAGAGGUUAAAUCUUCAAAACACUUACUACCAAAACAAGAGGCUAAAACAUCAAAACACUUACUACCCAAGCAAGAGGGUAAACCCUCAAAACACUCACUACCCAAGCGAGAGGCUAAAACCCUUAAUAUACUCACUACCAAAACAAGAGGUUGA